This is a messenger RNA of Xylaria bambusicola, 1302 nucleotides long. Its product is annotated as 37S ribosomal protein S5. Gene Ontology annotation, cellular component: ribosome. The coding region runs from base 1 to 1302 and encodes 433 amino acids. The record is from RefSeq and is a predicted model, not a curated record. Lineage: Eukaryota; Fungi; Ascomycota; Sordariomycetes; Xylariales; Xylariaceae. The transcript has 2 exons. Gene Ontology annotation, biological process: translation. Gene Ontology annotation, molecular function: RNA binding; structural constituent of ribosome.
AUGAGCGUAGCACACCCAGCGCGAUGCCUGCUCUCGCGGGGGCUCGCUGCAACGGGGUCCAAGGCACGAAUAGCAGCGCCAACCUCAGCACCACGAUGUCACGCCCCGUUCCACAGUUCAGCGCAGCUGGCAAAGCGGAAACCGCGCUUCAAGAGCGUUCGGGCUGAGGAGAUGGGUCUGGUGACACCCGAGAAAAUCGAACAGUUUACCAAGGACACCUUCCCGCAGUACACACCAGAGGAGUUGGAGGUCUUACGAAAACGGUACACGCCGGAGCAGAUGGCAGCCCUGGAGGCUGGUGAGGCCGCUAUCAAUCCAAAGGACUUGACGAUACAGGGGAGAAUACGCAGAGACCCCUACCGACCAGUCUACCUCGACGACUUCAGCAAAGUCCUGCCCAUCGUCGAUAAACGACCCAAGCCCCACGCACCACCACCGGAGAAAAUAAGAUUCAUGUCAGAGGAAGAGCACGCGGACGAUCUAGAGAAGGUUAUCGAAGACUUAAUACCCAAGGACGUCAACUUUGAAGGCAUGAAAGAGGAGGACAUCGAGAACGUGCUGGAUGAGAAGGUCAACUUUGACCUUGCAGCUGCCAAGUAUUUCGAGGAGCACUCGACACUCGUAAACCACGACAAGCCUUCGAACACUGCACUAGCUCCGGGCCUAGGCAAGGACCUCCGCGGUGUCUCGGGCAUGUACAAGGCCUCCAUCGACCCCGAGGAUCAGGGCUUGGAUAACGAGGGCGAGUUCCAGGAUUUGAAGAAGAAGACGGGUCUUACCAUAUCGCAUAUCAAGAAGCUGCACUUUGCUUCCAAGAUUUUGGUCUCGCGUUUUGUCACCAAUCAAACCCGUCUCGGCAAAGUCCAGAGCCAUUGGGUCCUCGCUAUCGCUGGAAAUGGCAAUGGUCGUUUUGGUAUUGGCGAGGCCAAGUCAGUCGAGUCACCUGUCGCAAUGGCUAAGGCCAAGCAACUCGCUAUCUUAAACAUGAAGCCGAUUCCUCGAUACGAGGAUCGAACUAUCUUUGGGUCCGUAGAGGCCAAAGUCGGCGCAACGAUAGUGAAGCUCGAGGCGCGGCCACCUGGCUUCGGUCUCCGUGCUUCACACCGUCUCUUCGAGAUGUUCCGCAUCGCCGGAAUCCGCGAUAUUGCGGCCAAGAUGCCCCGCGGCCGCAACCCCAUGAACUCAGUUAAAGCAUGCGUGAAGGCCCUGAUGAGCCAGAAAGACCCUAGCGAGAUUGCCAUUGGUCGUGGCAAGAAGCUGGUCGAUGUACGAAAAGUGUACUAUGGCGGUGAUGUCUUAUAG